Capsella rubella is the source of this 1048-nucleotide messenger RNA. RefSeq names its product GDSL esterase/lipase At5g45920. Bases 206 to 931 code for a protein of 241 amino acids. Gene Ontology annotation, molecular function: hydrolase activity, acting on ester bonds. The transcript has 5 exons. NCBI's taxonomy places the organism in Eukaryota, Viridiplantae, Streptophyta, Magnoliopsida, Brassicales, Brassicaceae. The record is from RefSeq and is a predicted model, not a curated record.
CAAUAAAUCAUGAAAGGUCGGUGACUAGUGGGUGAAAGCAUUUAGUGCAUCUACUUUUAUUUUAUUUAAUUUCCCCCCAAUAUAAUAAGCCUUUCCUUGAUGACUUCAGCAAAAACCACUAACACUACCACUUCAUCUUAACAUAAUAAUUUCUCAAGAACCACAGAGAAGAAGAACUUGUAGUAAGAAGAACAGGUCGAAGAAGAUGACGAGACAGAAGAUUUUUCUCUUUGGUGAUUCAAUCACUGAAGCAUCCUUUAGUGUCGGUGGCUGGGGCGCUUCUCUCGCCGAUCUUCUUUGCCGCAAGGCUGAUAUGGUGCUACGAGGAUACAGUGGGUAUAACACGAGGUGGGCUUUGAAAGUAGUGGACAAAGUUUUCCCGGCGGGAAAAGAAGACGGCGGAGAAUCACCGGCAGCCGUGACUGUAUUCUUUGGAGCGAACGACGCGUGUCUGCCGGAGAGAUGCUCGGGGUUUCAACAUGUGCCACUUCACGAGUACAAGCACAAUCUUCGCUCCAUUGUUUCGUUUCUCAAGAAGCGUUGGCCACAAACGGCCAUUAUUCUCAUAACUCCGCCUCCAAUACACGAAGAGGCCCGCCUCAGAUAUCCUUAUAUCGAAAACACGACGGGAUUGCCUGAAAGAACAAACGAGGUAGCGGGACGAUACGCGAAAGCAUGUGUAGAAGUAGCCGAGGAAUGUGAAAUCUCGGUCAUUGAUCUUUGGUCGAAAAUGCAGCAAAUUCCGAAUUGGCAAACAGAAUGUCUAUGGGACGGGUUACAUUUGAGUCGGGUUGGUAACAAAGUAGUGUUUGAAGAAGUAGCAAAUAAACUUAAAGAAGAAGGCAUUGGAGCUGAUGACUUAGCCGUGGAUCUUCCCCUUAUAGAAGAUGUUGACCCAAACGAUCCUCUCAAAGCCUUUGAUGAGUUUUGAUGCUUUAUAUUAUCAUCAUUUAGUUUGGAUUAAUAACCUUCUUAACGACAUUAGUUUGGAAUAAUAUUCUUCUGAAUGAUAUUAAUUAAACCAAUGAUAUCGAACUAUAUUCACAUU